AAUUCUACUCUCAGGUCUUCCCAAAGCUCUCCUAUUUUCACUCGAUACUAAAUCACCAAUCCACGCAUACAAAUGGCCACUCCAAAGUCUGCUCCUAAAACCAAGCGCGCCAGCACCUCCCACCGCAAGCCGAAGCGCAGCUGGAACGUGUACGUUAAUCGCUCUCUCAAAGCCAUUAACAAGCAGAUGAGCCUGAGUGGCCGCACCACGAAGAUCGUGAACUCGUUUGUGAACGACAUCUUCGAGCGCAUUGCGACGGAGGCCGCAACGUUGGUGCGGGUGAACAAGAAGCGCACCCUGGGAGCCCGCGAGCUGCAGACGGCCGUCCGUCUGGUGCUCCCCGCCGAGCUCGCCAAGCACGCCAUGGCGGAAGGCACCAAGGCCGUUUCCAAUGCGGCCCACUAGAAGGCGAUUAACAGAUACGAUAGUAUCUGCUAAUUUUCCUUCACCCCAUAGAGUUUUUCUUUUUUAUUUUCUUAUAUAAAUCGUUAUUAUGAUAUUUACCUCUUUUUCCUUACUGAGAUAAAUUACACGACAACGCCGGCUCAUGCAGGCGCAGCAUUCCAUCAGGGGAUCGUGUUU
Messenger RNA from Phytomonas sp. EM1, 582 nucleotides. NCBI's taxonomy places the organism in Eukaryota, Euglenozoa, Kinetoplastea, Trypanosomatida, Trypanosomatidae. The record is from the annotation of a GenBank genome assembly.